UGCAGCUGUCGGGUUCUAUCUGACAGAAGGAAAUGGUGAGAAAACAUGAGUAAAUCAGCUGUUAUAACUGGCAAAUAUCCAAGUGAACGGUGACGCUUAACUCUGGCACACAGAUUUGAUGAAUUUAGUUCAGCCUUCCCCCACCUUAUUGUUUACUGGCUGGAGGUGCAUGACUUUGAUUCUGUGCGUGAAUCCAGUGAAUUCAAUCCCUCUACAGGUGAGGCUCUUUAUAGAUGGAGGCGCCUGUGUGUGAGGAGGUCCGCGGAGACCAUGGGGGGGAGGAGGAGGUGGAGGCUGGCGCUGAUGAAGCCAUGCUGUGGUCCAUCCAGGAGGCUCUGGAAAUGCAGACCCUGCAGAUCGGAGCGUCCGCCUGCGGGGCGACAGCUGUGGUGGACGUGCUGAAGGCCCUCGGCGUAGACGUGACCCCGGAGGAAGCUGACCGCUGCGUCCAAACGCACCUGAGGAGGAACGAGUCCCCGCUGCCUGACUACCUGCUGUCCCGGAGCGAAGCCGGUGCGACUCACGCCCAGCUCAUCCAAGGAGCGCACGAGGCCAGCGAAGGGAAAGUGAUUGGCCAAUUCUUCCACCUUUACCCUCGCAGGCGAGUCAGACUGGUCCCCUGGCUCGCACGCUGGAUCCGAAAGGGCGCCGUUCCUGUGGCGACCAUGAACAUGCAGCUGGCUGUACCUGAGGGCGAGGAGGUGCCCGACGCCUGGCACCAUCAGCUCAUAUUCGGAGUCGCAUCUAAUGCUGUUUUUAUGACCAACCCUUUAGACGUAGUAAGCGAGGGAGAGGUGCACCGGCGCCUCUGCAGUGAAUCUGUGUUGCUGAUUCGUCGAGAAGACGUGCUGCAGCGAGUGACCCCCGACUGCUCCCUGUCCGGCCUCUCGGAGGGCCAGUCUGACCCGCGUUGGAAGACCCUGGAUGUUGAGGGUCAAGUGAGGCGGAUGGCCCUGGAGGUGGUGGAAGAAGAAGAAGAAAAAGAACACGAUCAACCCAAGAUGACUCAUGUCAGGAUCCCUGCAGCGUACAGCUCAGGCAUCACACUCUUCGCCAUAAGAGAGUCCGAAUUAGGACAAGAACUCCUUCAUGCUCCUGAACUCCCUCUGUGGUGACCGCACUGCCACAUGUGCACUUUAAAGCUUGAAGAGAUAUUUAUACAGUCAAUGAUAUGACUUAGUAUUGAUCCUAUUGUUUAGGAUCAGCAGAUCCCACUGACCUCAGACUUUCUGUUCUCUUUUUUUCUAUCAAUACUGAUUAGAAAUCAGAUUUUAAUAAGGGUUAUGCUUUUUAAAAAAUCACAACCCUUAUUUGGCAACUUUAGGCGUCUCCAGGUUAACUUUAGGACUGACUUUCAGAAUGUAUUGAUCUCUUGUAAAAAGCAAUAAAUGGCACAGCUCCGGCUUGUAUUUCAGAGCUGUUGUGUGCUUACGUGCAGAAGCUUCUAUCAGCAGAUUAAUCUGCUGUGAUUGCUUCAAAGGCCACAUUAAAAGAGAUGGAGUCAAGGCGCUGCAAUAUCAGCCCAGUUAAGGAGUAAAAAGAGCUGUCACUUAAAAGGGUCAGCUCACUAUAUCAUACUUGCAUGAAAAGUGUGUAUUUCUGUCUAACAUAUGUUGUGUGUUUGUUAGCCUGACAGCUGUGAUGUUUGCUGAAGAUUUUUUUUAAUGAUUCAAUGAUUCAAAUAAAAAAGAAACAUUUGUGUAUAAUAAAAAAAGGUAUUUUUGAAUAAGUCUGCAUUAAUUUAACAUUGUAGCAUUGUAUGAUGGUUUGAAUGUACAGUUAUGGUCAGAAGUUUCCAUCCACUCAUCGUGGGCAUGGAUGUCGUGGUAAUUUGGGGUUUUUAAUGAUUUCUUUGAGCUGUUCUUUCUCCAGGGUGGAGUGAUUCAUUGUACAGCAUACAUCUUUAAUGACUUUACAAAAUAAGUUUGAAUUUUCUCAUUCCAAAAUCAGUUUUGAUAUGUGUGUUUGGGAUCUUUGUCCUGUUGGAACGACAAAUUAUGUUUCAACCAUCUAGCUGUUGAUUUGAGGUGAGGUUGAAGAAUGUGGAGGUAGUCGUCCUCCUCCAUUAUUCCAUCCACUUUGUGCAAUGUUCCAGUACCACUGGCAGCAAAACAGCCUCAGAGCAUGAUGCCACCGUCACCAUGUUUGGCAGCUGGUACAGUGUUCUUAGGUUUGAAAGCCUCACCUUGACUCCUCCAAACGUACCCCUUGUCAUUGUGGCCAAACAGCUCAAUCUUUGUCUCGUCUGACCGUAAAACUUUUCUCCAGAAGCCAUUUGGCUCGUCCAUGUGGGCAGCUGCAAAUUUCAGUCAAGCCUGAACGCAUCGAUUUUUGGAGCAGGGGCUUCUUUUUUGGUCGGCAGCCUCUCAUUCCAUGGUGAUGUUAACUUGGCUUCACUGUGGACAGUGAUGCUGGUGUUCCACCAGUUUCCAGUUCAUGGCAGGCUUGGGCCUUGGUGGUUCCUGGGUUGUUCCUGAACAUCCUAAUGAUCCAGAUGUGUGGUGACACCCCCAGAUAACUUGUAGAGACCUUCCCAACUUGUGUACAUCUACAAUUCUCCUUCCUGGUUCUUCACUUGGACUUUCCUGUUGCUCUGAGUAUUGGGCAGUCCAAUGAGUGCUGUCAAACAAAUCCUUUUUAUGCUGGCAAAGAGAAACUACCAGCUGUAGUCCAUCAUGAUCACUAAUGAAAAGUUAAUAGGCCUUGUUGUAGAACCUUCAGCACCACUUAUGAAAAGAUUUAAAUGAGUAUAUGUUUGUAUU
Molecule: messenger RNA, 2762 nt
Organism: Archocentrus centrarchus (flier cichlid)
Lineage: Eukaryota; Metazoa; Chordata; Actinopteri; Cichliformes; Cichlidae
Exons: 4
Coding region: 234-1115 (293 amino acids)
Source: RefSeq, a predicted model, not a curated record